GCUUAAAUAAUUAUAUCCUAGAAUUUGUUGUUGGCUUGAUGCAAUCAUUAUAGCGGAAUUGUUUGUGAUGAUUUUUCUUCAACGAUAAAAAAGUUUGAUAAAAGGGGUUGGAAAGGAGUUAAAAGAACUGUGAAGAUUUAAAAAAAAUCUUGUACCUAAUUCAUACUGUUACUAGCUGUUUUUAUGAUUUUUCUUUUUAAUUUAGUUACAGUUAUAAACAUAUAAAACUAGAGUGUUUACAACACCGUCAAACUUAUUGACUGAGAUCAACCCUCUGGGAUUUCCCUUUGGCUUUGGACUCAAAAGACUUUACAAAGAAAAAUACGUCAACAUUUGAUUGCGUAUUAUUUAUCAGAGCUGUUCGGCAUCAAAGAAAUUAGAGCAAGCCCUUUUUAAAAAUUUAUAUUAAAAUCUCAAAUUCAUUGAAAUUCAUACAAACGUUUAGAAAUACAUGAGCAACUCAUAGGUUAUCUCCUUUGAAACAGUAGAAAAGCUUUUUAAAGUUUACUGUUUAUGGGAGACUUAGUUAAAGUCAGCUAAACUUGUAAAUAUAGACUUGCUAAUAAUUUGCCAAAAUAUGAUUCCAAGGGCGGUAACGAAGAUUUUGGUUUUACUACUUGCAUAUCAAUCAGUAGUAGCAAUUUUAGAAGAACAAUAUCUGACUCAUUCAUCAGCGCAAAAAGUUUUUCCCAGUGAAAUAUCCUGUAAAUCUCUAGAAAACAAACUUAAAUCAUCAUUCAGUUGUUUGUUAAGUUUUAAAACUAAAAAGUACAUAUUUUAUGAAAUAGAAACAAAAACCUAUGGUAAUUUAUAUAUUGCUUUAACAAGGAGCAAAUCAUUUUAUACUAAUAAAUUUCAUGAGUUUUAUGAUUUAUAUAAUGGGUUUCACCGAAUUAAUGAGAAAGAAAACCAAAGUUGCAUUUUGGAAGGAUAUAUUUUAGAUGAAAAUUCUAAAGUUAUACUAAAUAUAUGUGGAGGAUUGCAAGGCUUGAUUUCAAAAUCAGAUGUAGAUUUAUUUAUCUCCCCUUCAAAAAACGGUGCUGAAGGAGAACAUAUUUUAUAUUUAUCUGAAGACUCUUUAAGAAAUAAUGAUCAGCAAUUAAAGGAAAAUAGUAGAAAAGAAGAUAACAUAAAUAAAACAUUCAAAUGUGGUUUUUCUGAAAGAUUGCAGCAUCGAAAGGUUUUUCAUAGAUAUAAACUUUAUUCAAAUGAAGUAUUAGGAGCUCUGGCAAUCCCAAAUAGACGAGUAAGACGUGCAUUUUCUCAAAAGCAUUAUAUAGAGACCAUGAUUGUAGCUGAUCAAACAAUGUUUGAGUUUUAUGGUGAAAAUGAAAAAGAACUUCGUAACUAUCUUCUUUCUGUUAUGGCCAUAGUUUCAAGUAUAUUAAAAGAUAGCUCUAUUGGGAAUUUUAUACAUGUAUCACUUGUGCGCCUGGUUAUUUUAACUAAAAAUCCUCCUGAAUUAGAUAUAACUAGUGAAGCUCAAGAGUCUUUAAGAAAAUUUUGUAAAUGGCAAAAACGCUUAAACAAAUGGAGUGACAAUGAUCCUGAAUACUUUGAUACAGCUAUUUUGAUUACUCGAACUAAUCUUUGUACAAACACAAAAUGUGAUACCUUAGGUUUGGCAGAGCUAGGUAGCAUGUGUGAUUCAUUGCGUAGUUGUUCGAUUGUUGAAGAUAAUGGUCUGAGUGCAGCAUUUACAAUAGCCCAUGAAUUAGGCCAUCUUUUAAAUUCUCCACAUGAUGGUAUAAAUGAUUUAUGUACUGAAGAACUUGAUAAAGUUCAUAUCAUGACUCCAUCUUUUAGUCUACGCUCUAAAACCUGGACAUGGUCUGCAUGUAGCCGUAAAUACAUUACCUCGUUUUUGGAAUCUUCAGAAUCUACUUGUUUGUUAGAUAAGCCUUUUAAUAUUGACUAUAAAGCUCUUAGUAAACUCCCUGGAGAAAUAUAUUCUACAGCUGACCAAUGUAAACUUAUCUAUGGGGAAAACUCAACUGUUUGUCACACAAGAGUAGAAUGUGAUCGGAUAUGGUGUAUUGAUUCAAACAACUUGAGUAAGCCAUGCUAUACAAACAAUAUGCCUUGGGCUGAUGGUACAAAAUGUGGAUCUAAAAUGUGGUGUAGACGUGGUACUUGCCUAAAAAAAAUUGAGUAUGAACCUGUUCAUGGUGAAUGGGGAGAAUGGAGUGAAUAUGGUGGUUGUUCUCGCACCUGUGGUGGAGGAAUUAAAUUUACAACUAGAGAGUGUGAUAAUCCCAAACCUGCAUAUAAUGGCAAUUAUUGUUUCGGAAUUCGGAAAAAGUAUGAAUCGUGCAAUACAGAUAGUUGUCCCUUAAAUUCAAAGCCAUUUAGAGCUGUUCAAUGUUCAGCAUUUGAUGGGAAAGACCUUAAUAUUCCAAACAUACCUAAAGAUGUUCAGUGGUUUCCUAAAUAUGUUUUGGAAGAAGAAUGUAAGCUGUACUGUGAAUAUAAAGGGUCUUCAAAUUUUUAUGAAUUGGCAUCAAAAGUAAUAGAUGGUACAAAAUGUAUGAAUGAAACAAACAGUGUUUGCGUAGAUGGCAAGUGUGAGGUUAGCGGAUGCGAUAAUGUUCUUAAUUCACAGGCAAAAGUUGACAAAUGUGGCAUAUGCAAUGGAGAUAAUAGUUUAUGCAAAACAUUCUAUGGGUAUAAAAACAUCUCAUCAUAUGGUUAUAACUUUGUUGUUCUCGUCCCAAAAGGAGCUAGCAACUUAAAAGUGGUUCAAGUUUCAGAAAAACAAAACAUGUCUGAUAGACAUUUUCUAGUACUUUUAAACCAACAAAAGUAUUAUAUUAAUGGUGAUUGGAGGUUAUCUUCUGGAAAAGGAUGUUUUACUGUGGCAGGCAACACAGUGUGUUAUUCUGGUUUUAAAUCACCAAAUGAAACUAUUACAGUUACUGGAACAUUAAAAAGUGAUAUGGAAAUAAAGGUUUUAAGCGAUGAUAAAAAUCGAAAUUGUAAUAUUUAUUAUACAUAUAAUUAUCAUGAUCAUGAAGAAAAAAAAUUUAAAUGGUCACUAAAAGAAUUUUGGACAGAAUGUUAUCCAAUCUGCAAAGGAUACCAGUCACGAGAGUAUGAAUGUCUACAAACUAAUGAUUUACAAGUAGUUGCAGAUAGUAAGUGCAAAGGUGAAAGGCCACAAGGAAAAAUACGCACUUGCAAUGAUAACUGCUACUUGCAGUGGUCAGUUAUACUUGGUGAAUGUACUCCAUUGUCAGUAUGUGGGUUGGGUUAUCAAGAACAAAACGUUUUUUGUGAAAAAGUUUUUUAUGGCAAUGAACAAAAAAAAGAAAUAGUGCAUCACAAAGACUGUCAUAAAGCUAAAGUUAGUAACAUGCCAUCAAAUCAAAAAUCUUGCUAUAAGCCUUGCACUGAAGGUUGGUUAUAUUCACCAUGGUCAGAAUGUAACACACCAUGCGGAGGUUUGCAGUGGCGAAGUAUUCAAUGUGUUGAACUAUCCUCAAAUGUUUCUUUGCCAGCAAUUAAAUGUAAUCAUACAUUAGCAGAACCUCUGAUUCAACCUUGCAACUUAAAACCAUGUUCUUCAGGUGUUGAUGAAUUAGAAAGUAAAGAAAAUCAAGUUAAGUGGUAUACAAGCUCGUGGAAUGAAUGUUCUAAGAGUUGUGGAGCAGGAACACAAAUUCGAAGUGUUAAUUGUAUUACACUUAACGGUGUUGUUGAUGAUAUUGAAUGCAAAUUUUUAAAUAAGCCAAAUGAAAUGAGAUCCUGUAACAAUUUUGAUUGCCCAUUCUGGAGAUUUGGUCCUUGGAGUAAGUGUUCAAAAACCUGUGGUGAAGGAAUUCAAACACGCACGGUUUUAUGUAGCUUUAAUGAAACUGUUGUUAAAAAUGAACUUUGUAAUCAGGAGAUACAUGUAGAGGAAUUCCAGAUAUGCAAUAUUCUGGAGUGCAGUCAGUCUGUUUUGGAUAUAAAUAUUUUAAAUCAGUCUAUGGAGUGGAUUAUAUCUGAAUGGAGUCAGUGUUCUGUCUCAUGUGGUGAGGGUGUAACUAUUCGUAACAUAACCUGUUCUUCAGAUUAUUGCAAUAAAACGGCCACACCUGCCAUUACAUCACCUUGUUAUCUUGAUCCAUGUCCAGUGUGGAGUUUAAGUCAAUGGAUGCCAUGUUAUUAUCCUGAAAAUUGUGGUUUGGGAUAUCAAGUUCGCCAAGUUCAAUGUCAAAGAGAAAAUGGGGAAAUAUUAAACAUGACUGCUUGUGACCAAUCAAAUAAACCUGAAUUUAAUAGAAACUGUGAAACAAUCAGAUGUGAAGAUUCCUUAUGGGUAACAGCACCUUGGAAUACAUGUAAUGUGCUCUGUGGUAAUGGUAGUCAGUAUCGUGAUGUUUCUUGUCAAGACUUAAAUGGCAAUCUAUUAGAUGAAAAACAUUGUUUGAAAUUAAGUAACAAACCAGAUGAUAAGCAACCUUGUACCCAAUUAAUUUGUCCUGUAUGGUAUUCAUAUGAGUGGGGAGCUUGUGAUUCAUCAUGUGUUCAUCAACGAGUAGUUGAAUGCAGACAAAAUAACCAGGUCAUUGAUGCAAAUUUAUGCAACCUGGAUGAUAAGCCUACUGAAGAAAUUGAAUGUGACACUGAAAAUUGUAUCAAAGAACAUCAUGUUUAUAAAUGGAUAUUAGGGGAUUGGACUGCAUGCAGUAAAUCAUGUGGUUAUUCAUUCAAAACAAGAAAAGUGGUAUGUGUAAAUGAGAAUUCAAAUGAAGUUAAUUUACUUUAUUGUUCACAUACUGAAAGACCAAAAUCUUCAGAGCAUUGUUUUGAGCGCCCUUGUCCGCCAUCUUUGCAAAUCGGUCCUUGGCAAGAGUGCUCAGUUACAUGUGGUGGGGGUUUUCAGUUGCGAAAUAUCUAUUGUCAGGGGGAAGCAGGCUCUAUUCUUCCAGAUUCUGAGUGUAAACUGGAUCAAAAUAUUACUGUUAGGAGAGUAUGCAAUAUUGCAAAGUGUAACAGUAGUUUUAGGUGGGUGGCUGGUCCAUGGAGUGAGUGCUCAUUAUUGUGUGGAGUGGGUGAAACAUAUAGAAAAGUUCAAUGUAUAAAUAGUGAUAAUAUAACAGAACCAACAUACAAGUGUAAUGAGGAUCUAAUGCCUCCAAAUUUUAAAGUUUGUAAUAUUCAAGAUUGUCCGUUGCGUACAUGUCGAGACAUUCAAAAGAAAUUUAGUGUAUAUAGUGAUGGUGAACACACACUGUUAAUAAAAAACAAAACUUUAAGUAUUUAUUGUGAAGGCAUGCACCGGAAUAACCCUAAAGAGUACAUUACCUUAAUAGCAGAUAAAAAGCAAAAUUAUGCUGAAAUUUACAAUAAACGCUUGCAGCCAGGAUUCUUAUGUCCUGAAAAUGGAAGGCGUCAAAUUUCGUGCCCUAACUGCUUUGAUUAUGCUGCAUCAGGUGUAAGCUUUUUUAAAAAGUUGCGAUUAGACAUUCGGAAUAUGGUCAUUAUACUUGGAGACAAAACCUUUGCAGAUCAAUUCGGACAAAAUCCCCCUGGUUACGCAACCGCUGGCGAUUGCUAUAGUAAAGUAAAUUGUACUCAAGGAAGUUUCAUGAUAAAUCUUCAAAAGACUGGAUUUCGAAUAGCUGACGAUGUUGAGUGGGUAUCACAGGGUCACCAUACUUCUCAACAAAUUCAAAGACACAAGGACAAUCAAUUUGUUGUUGGUAAGUGUGGUGGUUAUUGCGGAUUGUGUACGCCCAACUACAAGAUGGGUUUAAAAGUGGGCUUGGCCGUUUCCUAAGCUAUUCAGACUUUUCCGAGAACAAAUUACGCGUUUCUUAAACGUAAAAAAACAAAGCGAACAAGUUUCAAUUAAUCGUUAUUGUGCUGUCAGUAGCAACAACAGAACUUAGAUCUGAGAUCAAGUUUACCUUCUUAUUCUGAGUACGUGAUCCUUAUGAUAUGUAAAUACUUUAAUGUACAGGUCGUGUAUAAAGUUGACAGAUCGUAUAUAAAAAAAGUUCAACAUAGAAAUAUAAUAAAUUUAGUAAUAUUUUAGUAAAUUUAGUAACAUUUUGUAAAUCUAGUGAAAUUUCAGCAAAUCUAGUGAAAUUUUAUUUUAUUUA
Messenger RNA from Hydra vulgaris (swiftwater hydra), 6089 nucleotides. RefSeq names its product A disintegrin and metalloproteinase with thrombospondin motifs 9. Gene Ontology annotation, biological process: extracellular matrix organization; proteolysis. Gene Ontology annotation, molecular function: metalloendopeptidase activity; zinc ion binding. The record is from RefSeq and is a predicted model, not a curated record. Lineage: Eukaryota; Metazoa; Cnidaria; Hydrozoa; Anthoathecata; Hydridae.